Messenger RNA from Pleurotus ostreatus (oyster mushroom), 1959 nucleotides. RefSeq lists its product as uncharacterized. Gene Ontology annotation, cellular component: spliceosomal complex. The coding region runs from base 1 to 1959 and encodes 652 amino acids. The transcript is spliced from 10 exons. NCBI's taxonomy places the organism in Eukaryota, Fungi, Basidiomycota, Agaricomycetes, Agaricales, Pleurotaceae. The record is from RefSeq and is a predicted model, not a curated record.
AUGGAUAUCGACAAGCUAUUCAAAGUGCCAAAACUCCCGACUGGCGGGAACAAGCGAAAGAUGCCAGACAACCCGACGCCGGAAACGCUGAAGAAGAUGCGUAUGGAGGUAUCUUCGCCUCCGGGUGCGCCAAUAUCUGGGCCGUCGAAAGGAAAGUCCCGAGCAGUCACCGUGGAGGAUGCAGACGAUGAGGAGGAGGACAGCCGAAGAAAUUUCGCUCCAGGAGGAGACGCCGACUACUUUGUAGAAGAGGACGGCGAGGGUCGGUUCUUUGGUGGAGGGUUAACGUCAGAGCAGAAAGAUAUCCUCAACAUAUUUGACAAUUCGACUGAGGAAGGGGACCAAGAUGAUAUAAUGUCACUGGCUGCAGUGAAACGACUUCUGCUGCGCUUCGAGCGUGCAGCGAACAAAAACCAAGACCAACGCUCCAAGUAUCCCGAUGACCCAACAAAAUUUAUAGACUCGGAAGCCGACCUUGACACUGCGCUAAAGUCCCUUCUACCCCUGGCGCAAUCCCCCAUCAUUGCAUACCCCGAGCUCGCUGAUAACGGUACAAUCGAAAUACUAAUAGGUCUCCUUGCGCACGAGAAUGCCGACAUCGUUAUUGAUGUUGUGGAAGUAAUCCACGAGCUCACAGACGAGGACGUAGGGAAUGAGGGUCAAGAUGAGGACGACGUAGAGAAUAACCAAGAGGCACUAAGGAUUCUUAUAGAAACCCUUCUGGCAAACUCAAUCUUGGAACUCUUAGUCGAAAAUCUGAGUCGACUGAACGAAGCCGAAGAAUCAGACCGACAAGGUGUCUUCCACAUUCUAGGCAUCUUCGAAAAUAUUCUUGGAUUCAAUCCAUCCCUUGCCACGGAUUUAGUGUCGAAAACAAAAAUCCUGGCAUGGCUACUAAAGCGUAUCGAGUCUAAACAACACGACGAAAAUCGAGGAUACGCCGCUGAAAUCCUCUCCAUAUUGCUGCAAGAUAACCCUCCCAAUCGCGUAGAGUUCGGUAAGCAAGAUGGUGCGGAGGUAUCCUUGAAGGUUCUGUCACAAUACCGUCGAAGGGACCCAGUAGAUGCCGACGAGACCGAAUUCAUGGAGAACGUGUUCGAUGCCUUAUGCUCCGCUCUCAUCGAGACUAGCGUGAAGGAACUCUUCCUGAAGGCAGAAGGUCCCGAUCUGAUGGUUUUGCUCAUGAAAGAGAAGCAGCAAGCACGUUCGAGAUCUAUCAAAUGUCUCGAUUAUGCUAUGGCAGGAACAACGGGAACAGCCAUGUGUGAAGCGUUCGUAGAUGCGCUGGGUCUAAAGACUCUGUUCUCUGCUUUCAUGGGCAAGUCGUCAAAGAAACAGAAGUCCGGGCCAGCUCCCCCUGCAUCUGAAGAUACACAACACAUCCUCGGAAUAAUGUCCUCGCUGUUCUCAAAUCUCCCAUCGGAAUCACCAGCGCGUAUACGACUACUUGCGAAGUUUGUGGAGAAUACAUACGAGAAAGUGGAUAGACUACUCGAUAUACGGACGUCGGCCCAUGGUCGAUUGAGUGUCACAGACGCGGAGAUCGAGCGAGAAAAGAAAGUGAGAUACUCCUGUUCGAGUCUAGGCGUCGCGUUCGUUCUAUUGACCGUGAACAUUGAUCAGGCGCUCCUUGCCGAUGGCGUAGAAGUGACGUCUGAGGAAGAAGAGGCUUGGUAUCUGCGACGGCUUGAGGGUGGCCUGUUCACAUUGCAAACUGUGGACUUCAUCCUGGCUUGGAUCAUAAUGGAAGACGACGGGAUUCGAGAUCAUGCGCAGAAAAUGCUUUCCCGGAAAAAUCAAACAAUGGAAGACAUUAUACAGACAUUGCGGAUAUUCUACGACAACACUGAUGAAGAUGGCAUGCAAGUCGACAGUGAAAAUGGCGUCGAAAAGCCGCUGUCGCAGAAAGACAUACUACAAGGUCUCAUCUACGCACUCAGCGAUACGAAAGCACAAUAA